Molecule: messenger RNA, 3885 nt
Organism: Drosophila gunungcola (fruit fly)
Lineage: Eukaryota; Metazoa; Arthropoda; Insecta; Diptera; Drosophilidae
Product: early endosome antigen 1
Exons: 8
Coding region: 1057-2886 (609 amino acids)
Source: RefSeq, a predicted model, not a curated record
UGCUCAGCUUAUCGGGCAGCCAGACCAUUCCCAUACCGGAGUUAUCAAUUUCGGCCAAACAAACUUAUCCAAUGGCAAAUACCCCACCGAAUAAGUUAACAAAUAUACGAAUUUGGCCGAUCCGAGACCGCAACUUGGGCAAACAGCGAUGACUUGCGGAUAUAUAGUGAGCAGUAUCGGGAGCAACGGGGCUGGAAUUCACAACUGUUAAGCUCUUGGGCAAACACGGAGCGAUCCAAUUCCAAUUCCGAUUCCAAUCCAAUCCAACGCACUGAUAAGCAGAGAGUCGAGUCGGGUUGAGUUUCCUCAGUGUACGAGAGGUUCUCUGGGUUUUGGGUUUUGUUUCUUUUUUAUUUUUAGGAGCGAAUACGAAACGCUGCUCGGUUCGCUUUAGUUAAGCGAUCGAGAUUCAGUUUUCAGUUUCGGUUUCAGUUUUUGCCACGGUCUCCAUGCGAAACGUUGUUCGCCGAUCUUGCGGAAUUUCGAUCGGAUCGGGGGAGGGAAAUAAAAACAACAAGCUGGAAAUCGUAUACUUAAUACGCGUGUGUGUAGCUCGAAAAAAAAUAAAACAAGAAAAAUAUAAAUAAACAAAACUACAGGCUGCUACGUCAGAAGACUACAAACAAAAGAUAUGAACGCAGCGCGCUGACGUCGCCGCCAAGGUUCGAAUCAGAUAUUAUAUUUUAUUUUCUUUUUUUUUUUCGCCCAUUUUGAGUGUUGUUUUUUGAUAAGUUUACAACUUUUACAACUCAUGUGUUUGUUGUUUUUGAGUGAGUGAGUGAGUGAGUGAGUGAUUUUUUGGCCAAGUGAUUUGAAUGCACUUCAAGGGGAAGGAGAAUCGCAUUCUCUUUCCGAUCAGCAGUGCCUUGAGAUUGCCGCUCUCGAAGUGAACGUUCCGAUGUGGAAACCAUAUACACAUGUCUAACUACGCCAGCUAAUCCCAGCCAGACUAGAUCAGCCUUAAAUUGGCCGCCAUAAGAACUCGCAAAUUGAAUGCCAUCACGCAGUGGGAACGGAAGGAGGAAGUAGUAGUCGAAAAUUUGGACCAUAGUAGUCAUGGGCUCUCGUCGAGCUGGUUUUAUCCUGGACUCCAGGUCUAUGGGUAUGGAUCGCUCCAGACCACCAUCACCAUCACCGUCGCCAUCACGAUUGCCAGCCGCCAGUCCAGAGUGCAACAAUUCGCAGGAGCAAUCGGGGAAGCAAGCCGAACAGCUGGACAGUGCCAGUAACUCCAAGUGGGACAUCCUGACCAGGGAAGGUCCCUCCGCCGUUGGGGCAUCCUGCCAUGCCCAGUGCAAUGCCAGCACGGCGCCCGUGACCACCGAUUACUUCCGCUGCCUGCUCCAGAAACUACGAGACGCCUCCGGCGAAGCUGCCGGGAUGAACUUCGAGCUGAACAACAUAUUCCUCAAGCGGCUGGAGGAGAUCGACUGCCUGGAUGGACAAAGCGGGGAUGCAAUGUACACCUCCCAGCUGCGUCUGGUCACAUACCAGGAUUGGGUGGACUUCCUGCUCCACGUGAACAACAUGAUCCUGGGUAACAUGUCCGAUUUGGAGGAGGAGGCGUACGGCAAGGUCGUCACCUGCUUCCAGUCGGUCCGCGGGGAACAACAGCAGGCUCUGGACGAGAAUCGCAAGCUGCGAAAGGACUUCGGCUCGAUCUUGAAACUUGUGCAGACGGCCUAUCACCACCACAUCUGGGAGAUCGAGGGCCUCAACCUGGAGACCCUGUCCCUCAACCAACUGCUGGGCCUGGGCCGGGAUCAGGUCCGGCCGGAAAGCGAAUGCGAGAAGAUGGGCGAGUGCAUGAAGUCCUUGGUCACCGAAAUGGCCGCCAAGCAUGACGAGGUAUGCCAUUUGAAGGCACAAAUCAAUGCCCUGGAGGAAGUGGUCCAAACGGCCAGGCAGAAGCUGCUCCUCAAGGAUCAGUGCAUAGCCCAGCUCAAUCAGCAGGUGCAGGAGAUCACGGAGUGCUUUACCAACAUGACGGAGCAUACGCCAUGCGAGGGGCCCUCGAUGAAUGCCACCAAGGAUGUGCACCAGGAUCAGCCCACUCUGGAGGCGUCCUUGAGCGACACGGCGACCGUGGAGACGAUAUCCAACGACAUGUUGCAGAACCUCUCCAUACAGGACAACCAGGAGAGCGAGAUGCUGCGACUGCUGAACACGGAACUCAACGAUCUCUUCGAUCUGCAUAGCAAACAGGAGUACCAGGCCAUGGACUGUCGCCGGAAACGUCUGUCCUGUUUCUUCGAAAAGCUGUCUUUCGAACGCGAUGAUACGGUGAGAAAGCUGGAGAGCAUUCGCAGUCAUCUGAGGAUCCUCCAAUCGGACCUAGAACAGUCCUGCCUGAACUCGGAGCCCGACGAUCCGGACACCCAGAUAAUAGAAGGCGUGCGAAGACGUCUUCACUCCCUGGAGCAAAAAAACCGGGAAUUGCACGGAAAAUGCCAGCGCUCUGAUACCGAGUCCAAAAUCAAAAUUUCAGAGCUGCGAGCCCAGAUCGAAUCGGAUAAAAGUUUGAGUCAAAGGAAUUCGGAUAUUUUGAAGGAGAUUGCCGAUUUGAUUUGCAAAUUGCACCCUUCGGCUUUCUCAUACAACGACGCCUACGAUGAAUCCUCGAGGGAAAACCCCUUUUGCAUAGCCAUUAAGGAAAUGUUCGAGCAGAGUGCCGAGAAGGAGCAUAAACAAAUGGCAUGUAAAGGCGAUACGAAAAUACCUACACUAAAAAGGGAGCCCACCAAAGCCACCAAACCUCCUCCUGCAGCCACAGCAACAACACAAUCAACAACUAAACCUUUAACUAAGCCAACGACAACUAAAACUACAACUAAAACUACAACUACAGUAGCGAAAACAACGACAAAAGCCAGGACCUCCAAGUAACUAUGUCACUUGUUGACCCUCUUAAACAUUUAGUCUAAGCUAAGCCAAGUUAAGUGCAGUUAAGUAUAGCUUAAAGUUCGUCAAAGUUGUAAAGUUAUUUAUCAUCGAAAUGGUUCCCGCCAAAAACUAACAGAAGAGCAAAAAAAGAAAGAAUUUGAUUGUUUAUGUACACAAAUCAGUUUGUUUAUAUACACAAAUGGACUGAAAUCUAAGUGACGAAAAUCGAGCCAGAAGCUCACUCAAAAGGGGAUAAAAACUAAAACAAUUAUCUGUAACAAAACAAUUUUAAUUUAAGCAUUCCUCUGACUCAAUUAAUGUUUACUUAGUUUUAAAUUUAAUAUAUCAUAUAUCCCAUAUUAUAUUGUUAAAUUUUUAUGGCCAUGCCACUGGCGUGAAAUACAUUUUCCGCUCCUUACAUAGAAUUUUCCUAUGUGGUAAAUGACAUUCGCCUUCGCGAAGGAAACUCCAUAUAUAUUUAAUACAUAUAGUAUCCUGGCGGGAAUCACAACAAAUAUUAUUGCCAUUCGAGUCGUCUGAUUUAUUUACCCAUAUAUUUUUGCCUGGUCGCAAAAGUAAGUCCCCUUUUGGGUUUUGUGUCUACAUUCGACAAAUACAAAUCGCUUGCGCGAAUGUGUUUAUUGUGGAAACUUGGCUGUAUGUUCAACUGCAAUUGCCCGAAGAGGGAGUGCCUCCUGCCCUCCAUCCAUCCAUCCAUCCAUCCAUCGGGAGCCACCUGCACCCCAGGAAUCGCUGGCGAAUCGGAAAUAGGUUUCGUGUUAUUUAUUUACCCACAAUCGACACGCGAGGCAGGCGAGCAGUGAUAUGCAUAUCGAUGAGAGCCUCGGGGAUUGGGCAGGAACUCGAGUGACGAGAGAUGCUCGUGAUCCUCGUGAGCCCAAGGAACCCGGUAUUGAACCACAUACUCUCGAGGUUUUUAUAUGGAAUUUUUUUGUUUUGGGAAAAAUUAAAGGCUUCAAGGCGACUUAAAUUUAGCCUUUA